Molecule: messenger RNA, 1049 nt
Organism: Larimichthys crocea (large yellow croaker)
Lineage: Eukaryota; Metazoa; Chordata; Actinopteri; Sciaenidae
Gene: gltpd2a
Product: glycolipid transfer protein domain containing 2a
Exons: 7
Coding region: 1-933 (310 amino acids)
Biological process (GO): ceramide transport; intermembrane lipid transfer
Cellular component (GO): cytosol; membrane; cytoplasm
Molecular function (GO): ceramide 1-phosphate transfer activity; ceramide 1-phosphate binding
Source: RefSeq, a predicted model, not a curated record
AUGAGUUUCCUCAGAAGGACAACGCUGAGUCGCUACCUGCUGCUGUCGGCCAUGUUGGCUCUUGUCUUCUUCAUCAGCUCCUUCUGGCUGCUACCUCAGGGUGGAGUCCAGGACUGUGGCAGUGUGUGGCAGCCAUGUUUGAGUUUUUACCACCAAACGCCCGAGACUCCAUUGGCCUUUGGCGAGUGGGCGGAGCCAGACGGAGCGCAGCCGUCCCUCAUAAAGGAGUGUCCCAGCCAAUCGUUCCAGGCCUGGCGUCUGCUGCGGCAUUUAAAGUCCAGCAUGGCGGACGACGAUGACGUCCUGCUGGAGCCGUACCUGCAGAGCUGGGACGAACUUCUCAAUUUCAUGGAGUCUCUCGGUACCAUGGUCAGUUUGUUUUCUCAGAAGCUGAAGGAGAAGGUUGUACUGAUACGAGAACUGUCACUCAAACACAGCGGCAAAGAGGCUCAUGGGAAACGGAGUCCGCCUGAACAACUACAAACCUUAUUUGGACUAAAGAAAAGGGCGUAUCGUUCGGUUCGCUCCAUGGUGGAGGCGGAGCUAAGAGAGGGCGUGGUUGACUUCUCCCGCCGCACAGACUCGGGCUGCAGGACGCUGCUGCGGCUGCAUCGAUCUCUGCUGUGGUUGAAGCUGAUGUUGGAGGGUUUGGCUGAAGGACCUGACGCCGAUGGACGAUUCAAAACACCUGGAGAGCUCAGCAGGGACGCCUACGAGGUGGCGCUGGCUCCACACCACCCCUGGCUGCUCCGUCAGGCUGCAGAGCUCGUCUUCCUCGCCCUCCCGGACCGGCAGCACUUCCUGCAGCUGGUGUGUGUGCGGAGCCAGGCGGAGGCCACGCCCACCCUGCGCAUCAUCAUCCACGCCCUGACACCGCUGCACGCGCAGACUCAGCGAAUCCUGAGCGAGCACGACAUGCUGCACCUGCCCUGAACAUGUCUGUGUUUCUGACUGGAUGUAACUGUAAUCGGAUUACUUCUCUCCAGCUUCACCCUCGGCUGCAGCAGCCGCUCCAGCUGCCUCCUCUGCCGGGCGAUCUCCCGCCUGAA